This is a messenger RNA of Myxocyprinus asiaticus (Chinese sucker), 951 nucleotides long. RefSeq names its product zinc finger CCHC domain-containing protein 10-like. Gene Ontology annotation, molecular function: zinc ion binding; nucleic acid binding. The record is from RefSeq and is a predicted model, not a curated record. Lineage: Eukaryota; Metazoa; Chordata; Actinopteri; Cypriniformes; Catostomidae. Bases 16 to 546 code for a protein of 176 amino acids. The transcript has 5 exons.
UUGGUCUUGGAGCAAAUGGACUCUACAUUGAAACCGGACGACAGACACAAGAUCGCUGCCAAAAUGGCGACUCCCAUGCACAGAUUGAUCGCACGUAGACAAGCGGAGGCUAACAAACAACAUGUUCGCUGUCAGAAAUGUCUGGAACAUGGCCACUGGUCUUAUGAGUGCACAGGGAAAAGAAAGUACCUUUAUAGACCUUCCAGGACAGCGGAGUUGAAAAAGAAAUUGAAAGACAAAGAAAACAACGCCUCAAAUGAGACGGGACCUGGAAUAGUAUCACAGACUGAGAAAACGACAAAGAAAAAAAGGUCCUCCUCCAGUUCCAGUGGUAGCAGCAGUGAUUCCUCCAGCUCUUCCAGUGACUCUUCCUCAGACAGCAGCGAUUCGUCCAGCUCCUCAUCCUCAUCUGAAGACAGCAGUAGUGACAGCGAGGACAGUUCCAGCUCAUCUUCCUCGUCCGCUUCCUCCAGUUCUGACUCUGAUUCAGAUUCCUCAAGCAGUUCCGACCACGGCCCACCAAAAAAGAGAAAAAAGAAGAAAUGAGGCCCCAGUUUAUCUAAUUCAAACACGGAACUCAUAUCACACACUGACUUUACUGACAACAGCCUGGUAUAGUUACAGUACCCAUACAAAGUUUUCUUUCUCUGCCUCCUUUCUUUCUCUAGUACAUGUAUUCAGACACAGGAUAUGAGGGCAGUGGUAUCUCAAGACUAUAAAUUAUAAUGCAGUCACACUUAAUUCAUUUACACUGACACAUGUUGUUUUAUUAUACUUCCUAUUGACCAUAAACAAUCCAUUUCUGAUUCUCUGUAGUUAAGGUGUGCAUUAUUUUACUUGUAUGACUGCAAACAGAUAUUAAAUGGGUACAUACUGAAAGGGGCUUGGACAAUCUUUUAAGAACAAUGGUCUUCUGAAAUAAACAGAUUUAAAUAAAAAAGAAUAACAUGA